Molecule: messenger RNA, 1043 nt
Organism: Kickxella alabastrina
Lineage: Eukaryota; Fungi; Kickxellomycota; Kickxellomycetes; Kickxellales; Kickxellaceae
Product: ribosomal protein L1
Exons: 2
Coding region: 27-686 (219 amino acids)
Biological process (GO): translation
Cellular component (GO): large ribosomal subunit
Molecular function (GO): RNA binding; structural constituent of ribosome
Source: RefSeq, a predicted model, not a curated record
AGUCACCAUUAUCGAAUCCAUCCAAAAUGAGCGGAAGCAAGAUUCAAGUAGCAGCAGUCCGUGAGGAGGUCAAGACCCUCCUCAGCGCCUCGACCGGCGAGCAGAAGCGCAAGUUCGUCGAGACCGUCGAGCUCCAGAUCGGUCUCAAGAACUACGAUCCCCAGCGUGACAAGCGUUUCUCGGGAACCAUCAAGCUGCCCAACAUCCCCCGCCCCAAGAUGACCGUUGCCAUUCUCGGUGACGCUCACGAUUGCGACAAGGCCAAGAACAUUGAGAUGCCCUUCCGCUCCGCCGAGGACCUCAAGAAGCUCAACAAGAACAAGAAGCUGAUCAAGAAGCUGGCUGCCUCGUACGACGCCUUCCUUGCCUCCGAGACCAUGAUCAAGCAGAUCCCCCGUCUGCUCGGCCCCGGUCUCCACAAGGCUGGUAAGUUCCCCACCCCCGUCAGCCACGGCGAUGACCUUAACUCCCGUGCCGACGAGAUCCGCGCCACCAUCAAGUUCCAGCUCAAGAAGGUUCUGUGCCUGGCCGUCGCUGUUGGUAACGUCAACAUGACCGAGGACGAGCUCCUGGGUAACAUCAUGCUUGCCGUUAACUUCUUGGUCUCCCUGCUCCGCAAGCGCUGGCAGAACAUCAAGUCGCUCUACAUCAAGAGCACCAUGGGCAAGCCCCACCGUCUGUACUAAGCCUUGGCGGCAGUACACGCGAGUGUUGGUGGAUCAAUGAGGAGCGUUGGUAAUGGCGACUUCCGCUCAUUCCGUUUAUAUAAAAACAACCCUGUGCUCCUGGCGAUUAAUUUUUUUAGGUUGCGCGCGCUUUAGCGUGCGUGUGUCUUUUCAUUUUGUCUUCUCUUGUACAGUUACCAAAGCGCUUUCCGGGUCUUGUGUUUCUCCUCUUCUGGGCUUUUCUAUGUCUGGAUGCGGGAGGAGUGGGGAAAGUGAGGACUCGCUCUUUGCUUUUCUUUGCCCGGAACUGUGUCUCUUGGGAGCUUUUCAGCGCUCUUUAUUUUGACAUCAAUACCACGAAUCUUGACCAUUUACAAA